Messenger RNA from Armigeres subalbatus, 4995 nucleotides. It is a transcript of the gene Cftr, whose product is annotated as probable multidrug resistance-associated protein lethal(2)03659. The transcript is spliced from 11 exons. Gene Ontology annotation, cellular component: membrane. The record is from RefSeq and is a predicted model, not a curated record. Gene Ontology annotation, molecular function: ATP hydrolysis activity; ABC-type transporter activity; ATP binding. Gene Ontology annotation, biological process: transmembrane transport. NCBI's taxonomy places the organism in Eukaryota, Metazoa, Arthropoda, Insecta, Diptera, Culicidae. Bases 556 to 4815 code for a protein of 1419 amino acids.
AGAAUCAGUCUACAUCGAGCCGCGAAGAACUGCAAACGCGCCGUUACUGUGGUCGCGUAGGUCCGUAGAUAAAGUGAUUGACCGCCACGCGCCGUGCCUUUUGACCUAUUUAUCGGUAAUCUGUCAAUUGAUUCUAAAUGUGUGAUUUCUCAAGUGCAAUCUGUUGAUAUUAUCUUUCCCAACCAGUAGUGAAAGUGAAAAGGCUCCACUAAUUAGUAGAUGUGAACAGGAGAAACGGUGAUUCAAUCGAUUAUUGACAAAGUUAUAGCAAAAUGUGUGCACUGUCUAGUCGAGUGUUUACGCAUGACUCAGCUUUCUGAGCCAAUCGAACAACUGAGUUUGAAGUGCUACACGAUGGCAUGCUGACAAAGUAAUAGUCGCAAAUAUAGAAAGAUGAGCUAUCAAGCUAAGGUUUAUCAACAGCAGUAGUUAAAAUUUUAUACCCAAGGGACUAUUCCCUAAUUAACACCUGUGUGGAACAACAGAAAAAAACGUCUAACCAACUAAAGAACCGCCUCACCCGUUCCGGCUCAGUGAGCGCUUUCGGCGUUAAUAAUGGACAGUUCGCGGAAGCCGGAAAAGAAGAAUCCCCGCAAAGGGGCAUUUGUGCUGUCGCAGUUGUUGUACGGCUGGAUACUGCCACUGUUCUUCAAAGGAUGCCGCCGCGGACUGAACAAGGACGAUCUCACCAAGUGCCUCAAGGCGGACAAAUCGGAAGACCUGGGCGAUCGGCUGGAAGAACAAUGGCAAAAAGAAAUUCUCCUGUCCAGAAAGAAAAACCGCCCGCCACGACUUCGUGAUGCUCUCUUCCGAACGUUUUACAAGCAGUGCUUGUUCGAUGGCUUCCUCGUAUUUCUCUUCGUAUUAAUCAAAUCAAUUCUACCAUUAGUAUUGGCGCAACUCCUCAUCCAGUUCCAAACGCCCAUGAAUAUCACCCAUAUGGCGGUACAGGACAGUAGCGUAGCUACAACACUCAGUCCAGUGCCCGACGUUUUCAUCACAACCACGGCGCAUUUUCUGCAGGAUCUCGAUUCCAACCAGUCCUAUGUGGAUCGCGUUCGCCGUAGCAUUGCCGACGGAAAGCAGUCAGCCGGCCAGAACCAUCUCAAAACUGGCGACUAUCGUGACGAUGAUUACAGCGUGAGUCGCGAUGAGGGAUACGAUGACCUCGACGAGGAGGAGGGGCCCACCAAGGAGCGCAAGCUGUCUAGCGCGGCUGACUUCUUCGAGUACGCCUGGAAUGACGCACAGUGGUUGGCGGGAUUGUUGGUGUUUUUGACAUUGCUUGGAUGCUUCUGUAAUCAUCAUUCGGACUUGAGGCAACGACUUGUCGGAGCACGUAUGAGAAUUGCCUGCUGCUCGGCAAUCUACCGCAAGACCUUGCGCAUGUCGAAGAAGGCAGCCGGACAAACACCAGCCGGCUAUCUGAUCAAUUUGUUGUCUAACGACGUCAGCCGAUUGGACUAUGGAUUUAUAUUUCUGCAUUAUGUCUGGGUGCUGCCGUUCCAGGCGGUUUUUACGUGCUACCUCAUUUGGAGACAAGUUCGAUGGGCGGCAGUGGUUGGGGUCGUUGGCCUGUUAUUGAAAACGAUUCCGGUUCAAACGGGACUUGGACGGUUACAGUCCGUACUUCGGAUGCGAGUUGCUAAGCGUACAGAUCAGCGAGUGGGUAUAAUGAAUGAACUGAUCCAAGGUAUCCAGGUGAUCAAAAUGUACGCUUGGGAGAAACCAUUCCACACGGUUGUUUCGUUGGCUCGUAAAAAGGAAGUCAGGCAAAUUCGAUGGGCGUCUUACAUUCGAGGAAUCUAUCUAAGUACGAUGAUGUUCACGGAAAGAUCUACUCUCUUCAUAGCGAUCGCAGCUUGCUACUUUGAGGGUCGAUCAAUUACCGCCGAUAUCGUAUUUCCAAUGGCGCAGUUCUUCAACACCCUGCAAUUAACGGCAGCCAUUUUUUAUCCAUUGGCGGUUUCGCUUGGUGCUGAAGCGUUAGUGUCAAUUGACCGAAUUCAAGAGUUUCUCGGAAUGGAGGAACAGGACAAACGAAUGAUAGGAUUGCAGAAAAAUGACGAGCUCCAGAAAGUAAGCCCCGUUGCCGCUGUGGAGCUUAAUAACGUCUCCGCUAGUUGGGAUAGCGAUAAAGACAAAACGCUGAAAGAUUUGAAUCUCACAGCCAAAACAGGAAAACUGCUUGCUGUUGUAGGACCUGUUGGUGCUGGUAAAAGCUCUCUACUUCAAUUGAUUUUGGGCGAGCUGCCCAUACUAAGCGGAACGGCACACAUCAACGGAGAAGUCUCGUACGGAAGUCAGGAGCCUUGGCUAUUUACGGGAACCGUUCGGAACAAUAUUUUAUUUGGUCUGGAGUAUGAUCGCAAGCGAUAUCAAGAGGUGGUAAAACAUUGUGCCUUAGCGACGGAUUUCGAACAGCUUCCGGAUGGCGACAAGACGGUCGUAGGCGAACGAGGUUCAUCGCUUUCCGGAGGACAGCGUGCUCGAGUUAAUUUGGCACGUGCUGUGUACAAGAAUGCCAACACCUACCUAUUGGAUGAUCCGCUCAGCGCCGUUGAUACCCACGUGGGACGGCAUCUGUUCGACGAAGUUAUGGGUCCCAAAAGUUAUUUGGCGAAACAGCAAGCGACCAGGAUCUUGGUGACGCAUCAGGUUCAUUUUUUGAAGGACGCCGAUUGGAUCGUGAUAAUUGAUAAUGGGAAAAUAUUGAUGCAAGGAACAUAUCAGGAGUUAUCAAACAGUGACCUGGACUUUGGUAAACUGUUAGGAUCAUCUGAGAGAAAUGAAGAUAACCUGGACGUAGAAGAGCUGGAAGAAGUGGUGGACGAAGAUAUUCCAUUCAUUGACGGAGCAAACGCCGAGAGUCACAAAUUGCUCAAGAGUUCGUCUUCCGUAGGGGCACGUGGCUCGAUGUCGUGCGCUUCCAGCAUUGCUGAGGACCUCGGUCGAACUGUCGGUGAAGAUCAAGCAGACGGCACACUGGCUCUGAGGGUGUGGUCUACGUACUUUCGCGCCGGAGGGAAUGUGGUCCUACUUUUGUUCACCGCAUUUAUGCUCGUUUUCUCACAAAUGGUGGUCAGCGGGUCUGACUAUUUUGUAACAUUUUGGACGCGCCAAGAGGAACUUCGUAUUCGUGACCUUCCGGUUCCUUACACCACCGAAGAUCUGCUGAUAUCCUACGGAAUAAUCAUAAUCGGAGUGGUGACUUUUACCAUCUUCCGAGGAUAUCUGUUCUUCAACAUCUGCAUGAAGGCAUCCCGGACGCUGCACGAUCGCAUGUUUGCAAAAAUACUUGCAGCUCCGAUGAGAUUUUUCGAUACCAAUCCAUCGGGACGGAUUUUGAACCGCUUCUCCAAAGAUAUGGGUGCCAUUGAUGAGCUGCUACCGAAGGCGAUUAUGGAUGCAGUGCAAGUCCUUUUGGUAAUGUUCGGAAUCCUGGUGGUGAUUGCCAUGAUGAACCCCAUAUUAUUGUUGGCACUUUUCGGUGCAGUCGUUUUAUUUGCGAUUGUCCUGAAAUUGUACUUACGACCUACGCAAGAUCUCAAGCGAUUGGAAGGAAUCACGAGGAGCCCCGUUUUUUCGCACCUGGCGGCCACUCUGACGGGUUUGUCAACAAUUCGAGCAAACGCUGCUCAGCAAAAAAUCACCGAAGAAUUCGACGCACUGCAGAAUGUGCACUCUGCCGUCUGGCAACUGACAAUGUGCAGCAACGCUGCGUUGGGAUUGUGGUUAGACUGCAUCAGUACGGCCUUUGUUGCUUGCGUUACGUUCAGUUUUAUUGUGAUGAACGGAGAAACGUUCAGCGCCAACGUCGGUUUGGCCAUCUCCCAGGCAAUGAUUCUUACCGGAAUGGUUCAGUACGGCAUUCGACAGACGGCGGAGUCAAUCCAACAAAUGACUUCGGUAGAACGUGUUAUUCAAUACACUGAGCUUAAAUCGGAGAACGACCCACCGAAAGUUCCACCAAGUGAUUGGCCGUGGCGUGGCCAGAUCGAGUUCCGUGAUAUGUCACUUCGAUACGACGCAAACAGUACUCCCGUGUUGAAGCACCUGGAUCUGCUGAUUGCCCCCGGGUGGAAGGUUGGAAUUGUCGGACGGACCGGUGCCGGAAAGUCGUCGUUGAUCGGUGCAUUAUUCCGACUGGCGCCGAUAGAAGGAAGAAUACUGAUCGAUGGUAUUGAUACGGGAGUAGUAUCGUUGGAGUCUCUGCGUUCCAAGAUAUCUAUUAUACCGCAGGACCCAGUGCUGUUCAGCGCAACCAUCCGUUAUAAUCUCGAUCCAUUCAGUCUGUACGAUGACGAUAGUUUGUGGACAGCAAUCAAUGAGGUAGAACUGAAAUCUGCUAUUAGUGGCUUGGACUACAUGGUUACGGAAAGCGGUACAAACUUCAGUGUAGGUCAACGACAGUUGAUCUGCUUAGCGAGAGCUAUUUUGAGGAAUAACAAAGUCUUGGUGUUGGACGAAGCCACCGCCAAUGUCGAUCCUCAAACCGAUGCUCUCAUUCAAAAGACAAUCAGAGAGAAGUUCAAACAGUGCACGGUUCUGACCGUGGCACAUAGACUGCACACCGUCAUGGAUUCGGACCGGAUGCUUGUGAUGGAUGCAGGGGAGGCGCGCGAGUUCGACGUUCCUCACAUACUACUUCAGCAAGAGGGAGGCAUACUGAGGGACAUGGUAGAUGCUACCGGCCCGUCCGAGUCUGAAUCUCUCAAACGUAUUGCAGCAGAAACUUACGCCUCAAUGGACCCUAGUCGGCAUCUACUGAACGGCUUACCCAAUCCUUGGCGUUUUAGCAAGGAAAAUCAGUAGUUACGUAUUGCUUACAAAAGAUUUCUAUAUUUUUCAAUUUUUUUACUCAAUAAGCUUAAAAUCAAACCAAAUUUCAUAUAGGAAGGCAAUACAAGUUUUAAUAGCCAGUAAGAUUCAUAUUUACAUUGUUCGAAUGUAACGAUACCUCAUUGAGCAAUAAACAAGUAUUAUGGCUCUCCA